AUGUCUGCCACAAAAGGACCCAUCACCAAAUUCCCCGCCGAGGACCUUCGCCCCGCGCGCCGGUACAUCAGCACGCACAACAAGGACGGCAAGGGCGUGUUCAUUGCCGACGACGAUGGCGACCACCACAGGCUGAUGGUGCAAGGACAGGCCGUCGCCAACAUCAUCUACAGCACCAAGGGCAACCCCAUCGACAUGAACAACGAAGCUGACAUCGCCUAUGCCAAAAACAACGAGCCCGCCAUCCAUGUGCCCAACGGUAGCGUGGCCCGCCUGAUCGACUUCGCCCCAGGCAUGGAGUCGCCCAUUCACCGAGCCAUGUCGCUCGACUACGGUGUCGUGAUCGAGGGGAAGUUCUUGUUCUCUCUCGACAGCGGCGAGAGCAAGGUCAUGUUGCCCGGCGACUGCAGCGUCAACCGUGGCUGCAUGCACAAGUGGAAGAACUUGGACGAGGAGAAGUCCGGCCGUAUGCUUUUCAUCCUGCUGGAUGUUACGCCUCUGACGGUGAAUGGCGAGGUUAUCGGAGAGUAUCUGGGCGAUUUGGCUGGCGACUAUGCUGAUGUUGCGCACUGA
Molecule: messenger RNA, 573 nt
Organism: Hypoxylon fragiforme
Lineage: Eukaryota; Fungi; Ascomycota; Sordariomycetes; Xylariales; Hypoxylaceae
Exons: 3
Coding region: 1-573 (190 amino acids)
Source: RefSeq, a predicted model, not a curated record